GCAGUAAUAAAUUUCCUGGUAGUAAUGUUCCACCAACUGAUGAAGAAAAGGCAAGGUUUUUAUCAAAACUGUCUAAAUUGGACAAAAAAUCCAUUGUUUUGCAUACAUUCUCUGAUUUUUAUAAACCAUUCGUGCCAAUAUAUGAACCACCUAGAAGAGCCAAGUUACCAAAGUCAUUGAGAACGCUAUUUAGCAGUAACAACAUUGAUAAAGAUGGUGACGAGUUACAACAAAUGUCAAGAGAUAUUUAUAAUAACAUGACUUUGUCAGCAGAGGUUGUUGAUUACAUUUACAACUCAAGUACGAAACAAUCAAAAAGUUUUAUUUGGCAUGAGAUACGUGUUGGCAGAAUUACUGCAUCAAAAGUAUAUGAUGUUCUCCACACUAACUUGGAAACUCCAUCAGAGUCCCUAAUCAAAAGGAUUUGUAAAAUUUCAUCUGUUGUAUCCACCACUGUAUCCUCUUUACGUUGGGGCCUUGACCAUGAGAAACAUGCUGUCGCUGAUUUUUUAAAACGUAGUAACCAUUUAAAUGCAAAGAUUGUUGAUUGUGGGUUGAAACUUGUACCAGAACGGACGUAUAUUGGGGCUACACCUGAUGGAAUAUUCACAUGUGAUUGUCAUAAGGAAGAAAAGUUAAUUGAAAUCAAGUGCCCGUACAGUUAUCGCAACAUUGUUUCCUUCGCUGCUGCUGUAUCUGACAACAAAUUUGUUAUGAAUUCUGAAGGAAAGUUGAAAAAAGAGCACAGGUAUUACUAUCAAGUACAGUUUCAAAUGUUUGUUUUCAAUUGCAAAAGCUGUUUUUUUAUUGUGUGGACUCCACAUUGGUUACAUGCUGUUGAGGUUUUGUUUGAUGUGAACUUCAUCAAUUUGAAUACGGACAAAGUUGAACAGUUUUAUCUCCGACACAUUAUACCAGAGUUAUUGACAAGAAGACUAGAGCGUAAAGUUGUUAAAGCUCCACCUCCUCCUCCUCAAGCAAAUGCAAGUGAAAAAUUGUAUUGUCUCUGUCAGACACCCAUCGUACUUCUGUUGUUGGUGUGCAGAAAUUAUCGUCGACUGCUUCGGGAACCAGUCCCAAAUUGUUCUAUGAUAUAAAACAUGUUGGCACGAUUUCAUUGAACUAAUUUUGACCCAACAAUUCACAAUUUCAAGCGUCAUUCAAACGUGAUUUGCAUGUGAAGAUUUGUUGACAGAAGCGGUUAAAAAAAAGGUGGAACAAUGAUGAAACAGAAGAGCUUGCUGAUUUGCUCGAUUACCACUUUUCGUUGGAUGCGUUUGAAAUAAGAAUAUAUUCAUUAAAUACAGAUUAUGAAUUGAAAUAAAAAAAUACUUGUAAUAGCCUAAUUUGUAAAGUAUUUUUAUAUAAUUCAGAUUGACUUUCAUGGUAAAAAAAUCUCACGAUUAGGGAUUGGUCUAGUCUGAAAUGUCUAAAAAUGUGUAAAUUGUUAUCUUUUUCGUUUAACAUAUAUAUAACUGUACAAUUUUUUUUCAUUUGCAAUCAGUUGCUAGUCUAACAACAACAACAACAAUAAUGAUAAAUAUUUAAAGUGUUUCUAGCCCAGAAAAUCACAAAAACCAAUUGUGAGUGGAUUAUUUCCAUUGGGGUCCACUGAGUCUGAGUGAAGCUAGCUUUCUCAGAUUUACGUUUAGUUUUAGCAGGCUUCUAGAAAACUAAUCAAGACCAACGUUAGAGGUAGCUAAGGUUACAGAUCAGAUGAAUUAUUAUUUUCCUUUUAAAAUUUAAUUUUGAAGUAUAAUAUCGUUGUUCUUUGUUUAUUAGCGUCCAUUUUACAUUUCUAAUAGUUGUCAACCAUUUUUUUUUGUGAAAACGAAAGUGAAAUGUAUGGUGUAGAAAAGCUCAAAAUUUUAGUAGUAAAAAAAGUGGCAGCUACUAACUUA
Molecule: messenger RNA, 1901 nt
Organism: Hydractinia symbiolongicarpus
Lineage: Eukaryota; Metazoa; Cnidaria; Hydrozoa; Anthoathecata; Hydractiniidae
Exons: 2
Coding region: 234-1097 (287 amino acids)
Source: RefSeq, a predicted model, not a curated record